Molecule: messenger RNA, 3802 nt
Organism: Phaethon lepturus (White-tailed tropicbird)
Lineage: Eukaryota; Metazoa; Chordata; Aves; Phaethontiformes; Phaethontidae
Gene: ROBO2
Product: roundabout, axon guidance receptor, homolog 2 (Drosophila)
Exons: 24
Molecular function (GO): protein binding
Source: RefSeq, a predicted model, not a curated record
AUGUCAUCACUUCCACUAAUUUAUUUCUUCUUUCCCUCAUUUAUUGCAUUAGUGCUACGGGAUGACUUUCGCCAAAACCCUACAGAUGUUGUGGUGGCAGCUGGAGAGCCUGCCAUAUUGGAGUGCCAGCCACCUCGUGGACACCCUGAGCCUACCAUCUACUGGAAGAAAGAUAAAGUCCGUAUUGAUGACAGGGAAGAGCGAAUCAGUAUACGUGGUGGGAAGCUGAUGAUCUCUAAUACAAGAAAAAGUGAUGCCGGCAUGUACACCUGCGUUGGAACCAACAUGGUGGGGGAGCGAGACAGCGAUCCAGCAGAGCUGACUGUCUUUGAACGGCCCACGUUUCUCAGGCGACCGAUUAACCAAGUGGUGCUGGAGGAGGAGGCCGUGGAUUUCCGGUGCCAGGUGCAGGGGGAUCCCACACCCACAGUCCGGUGGAAGAAGGAUGAUGCAGACUUACCGAGAGGAAGGUAUGACAUCAAAGAUGACUACACCUUGCGCAUUAAGAAGGCCAUGAGCACAGAUGAAGGAACCUACACAUGCAUUGCUGAGAAUCGAGUUGGAAAAGUGGAAGCCUCUGCUACCCUCACUGUGCGAGCUCGCCCCGUUGCCCCCCCACAGUUUGUGGUGAGACCACGAGACCAGAUUGUAGCCCAGGGUCGAACAGUGACUUUUCCUUGUGAAACUAAAGGAAAUCCCCAGCCAGCUGUUUUCUGGCAAAAAGAAGGAAGUCAGAAUCUACUGUUCCCGAACCAGCCCCUCCAACCCAACAGCAGGUAUUCAGUGUCACCAACUGGAGACCUCACUAUUACCAACAUUCAGCGGUCUGAUGCAGGCUACUACAUUUGUCAAGCACUGACCGUUGCUGGAAGCAUUUUAGCAAAGGCUCAGCUGGAGGUUACUGAUGUCUUGACAGAUAGGCCUCCACCCAUCAUCCUCCAGGGGCCGGUCAAUCAGACACUGGCAGUGGAUGGGACAGCUUUGCUGAAGUGCAAGGCAACAGGGGACCCCCCUCCUGUCAUCAGCUGGUUAAAAGAAGGAUUCACCUUCCUGGGCAGAGACCCUCGAACAUCUAUACAGGAUCAGGGGACGCUUCAGAUUAAAACUCUGCGGCUGUCCGAUACUGGGACUUACACUUGUGUUGCUACAAGUUCCAGUGGGGAGACAUCUUGGAGUGCUGUGCUGGAGGUGACAGAAUCUGGUGGAGCAACAGUCAGUAAAAAUUAUGAUAUAAAUGACCUCCCUGGGCCACCAUCUAAACCUCAGGUCACUGAUGUUACUAAGAACAGUGUCACUCUGUCCUGGCAACCAGGGACCCCUGGAAGCCUACCAGCCAGUGCAUAUAUCAUUGAGGCUUUUAGUCAAUCCGUGAGCAAUAGUUGGCAAACAGUGGCUAACCAUGUGAAGACCACUCUCUACACUGUGAGAGUACUGCGCCCCAAUACAAUCUACCUGUUUAUGGUGAGAGCUAUCAAUUCACAAGGUCUGAGUGAUCCCAGCCCUAUGUCAGAUCCUGUCCGAACACAAGAUAUCAGCCCACCAGCACAAGGUGUGGAUCACAGGCAAGUCCAGAAAGAACUGGGAGACGUCAUUGUACGACUGCAUAAUCCUGUUGUGCUGACACCCACAACUGUUCAAGUCACCUGGACGGUUGACCGCCAAUCCCAGUUUAUUCAGGGUUACCGAGUAAUGUAUCGCCAAACGUCUGGCCUACCUUCUCCAGCUGUAUGGCAGAAUUUGGAGGUCAAAGUCCCAACGGAGCGCAGUGCUGUCCUCGUCAGCUUGAAAAAGGGAGUCACUUACGAAAUUAAAGUUCGACCUUAUUUCAAUGAAUUCCAAGGAAUGGACAGUGAAUCAAAGUCUGCUCGUACCACAGAGGAAGCUCCAAGUGCCCCUCCUCAGUCCGUUACUGUCCUGACAGUUGGAAACCACAACAGCACAAGCAUCAGCAUCUCCUGGGAUCCUCCUCCUCCAGAUCACCAAAAUGGAGUCAUCCAGGAGUAUAAGAUCUGGUGCCUAGGUAAUGAGACUCGAUUUCAUAUCAACAAAACAGUAGAUGCAGCCAUUCGGUCUGUAGUAAUAGGUGGCCUAUAUCCAGGUAUUCAGUACCGCGUGGAAGUUGCUGCAAGCACCAGUGCAGGUGUGGGAGUAAAAAGUGAGCCACAACCCAUAAUAAUUGGAGGUCGUAAUGAAGUUGUCAUCACUGAAAAUAACAACAGCAUAACUGAGCAAAUCACUGAUGUCGUCAAACAGCCUGCCUUUAUAGCUGGCAUCGGUGGUGCAUGUUGGGUCAUUCUGAUGGGUUUCAGCAUCUGGCUGUACUGGCGCAGAAAGAAGAGGAAGGGGCUCAGCAAUUAUGCUGUCACUUUCCAAAGAGGAGAUGGAGGACUAAUGAGCAAUGGAAGUCGACCAGGUCUGUUGAAUGCAAGUGACCCCAGUUAUCCUUGGCUUGCAGACUCUUGGCCUGCCACAAGUCUGCCAGUAAACAACAGCACUAGUGGACCCAAUGAUCUUGGCAAUUUUGGCCGUGGAGAUGUGCUGCCACCAGUGCCAGGACAAGGAGAUAAAACAGCUACUAUGCUUUCCGAUGGAGCCAUUUACAGCAGCAUUGACUUCACCACAAAAACUAGUUACAACAGUUCCAGCCAAAUAACGCAAGCCACGCCAUAUGCCACCACCCAGAUACUGCAUUCCAACAGCAUCCAUGAGUUGGCUGUCGACUUACCUGAUCCCCAAUGGAAAAGCUCAAUUCAGCAAAAAAAUGACCUGAUGGGAUUCGGUUACUCUCUCCCAGACCAAGGCAAAGGCAACAAUGGUGGCAAAGGAGGGAAAAAGAAGAAAAAUAAAAAUACUGCCAAGCCCCAGAAAAAUAAUGGUUCAAACUGGGCCAGUGUUCCCCUCCCCCCGCCUCCCGUGCAGCCGCUUCCAGGCACAGAGCUGGAACACUAUGGGGUGGAUCAGCAAGAAGCAGGAUACGACAGUGAUGGUUGGUGUCCGCCUUUGCCAGUUCAGACCUACCUACAUCAGGGCAUGGAGGAUGAGCUUGAAGAAGACGAUGACCGUGUUCCUACACCUCCUGUCCGAGGAGUAGCUUCGUCGCCUGCGAUCUCCUUUGGGCAACAGUCAACUGCAACCCUCACACCUUCUCCACGAGAGGAGAUGCAGCCAAUGCUUCAAGCCCACCUUGAUGAAUUAACAAGGGCUUACCAGUUUGAUAUAGCAAAGCAGACAUGGCACAUCCAAAGCAAUACACAACCUCCUCAGGCUCCAGUUCCACCCCUAGGAUAUGUAUCUGGAAACCUUAUUUCAGAUUUGGAAACAGAUGUUCCAGAUGAUGAUGAUGAUGAGGAUGAUAUUGAAGAAGAAACUGUAGAAAUCAGUAGGCCGCUAAGAGGUCUAGAACAUACUCCAGGCUCCAGUAUGGACAAUCUAGACAGCUCUGUGACAGGUUCAAUGGUAAAUGGAUGGGGUUCUGCGUCUGAUGAGGACCGUAACUUUUCUAGUCAUAGAUCUAGUGUAGGUAGCUCCUCAGAUGACUCGAUCUUUACCAGCGGCAGUUUUGCACAAGCACUGGUUGCAGCAGCAGAUAAAGCUGGUUUUAGGCUGGAUGGAACCAGCCUGACAAGAACAGGCAAAGCAUACCCUUCCUCUCAGAGACCUCGGCCGAGCAGUCCUUUUUCUACUGACAGCAACACCAGUGCAGCUGUCAAUCAGAGUCAGAGGCCGAGGCCCACUAAAAAACACAAGGGAGGACGGUUGGACCAACCCCCCUUGCCUCAUCGUAGGGAGGGAAUAACAGACG